AUGGAGAGAGAUAUCUAUGGUGAACUUAUGGAUACAUGUCAUGAUUAUAAUGGUGUUAUAAACAAAAUAUACAAUUUAAAUACAUUCGAUUUCAAAGAAAUCAAUAUAAUUUAUGAUGAAAUAAGAGCAAAUUUCAUUGAAGCAAAUAAAUUUUUGCCAAAUCAGAUAUUUGACAUACUCGAAAACGCAUCAUUAUACAAUAAUCGAUAUUUACCAUCUUAUUGGUCCAUAAUAAAGAAAGUUUAUCAAGAAUUUAAUAUCGAUCGUACAAAAGAAAAAUCAUCAAUUUUUGAUUACUUUUUUUAUAAAGAUCUUGGUGUAGUUUUCAAUCAAAACGAUAUAAAGAAGUUCAAGUGUUAUGAUUCGAGAAAGAUCUCAUUAGAAAUAUAUGAAGAAAAUACAAUGGGCAGAGCGAUCAUGAAUGAUGACAAGCAAUCAUUUGUUUCAUUCACAGAAAGAGAUGGAUUCGAUAUUAUGCAGAGGAUGAUAAAUGAUUUUUAUCCAUUUUCAUCAAAAGGAUACUCGUUACUUGAAUUAUGCUGCUAUCAUGGAUCUGUAAAGUGUUUCAAGUUUUUGAGAGAACAAUUUCAACCAGAAAUAACUAAAAAAUGUCUCAAAUUAUCAUUUUUGAGUGGCGUUCCAGAUUUAAUGAAUGAAUGCUUAAGAUAUCAAGUUCCAACUCAAAAAUGCAUGAAAUAUGCAAUAAUUUCACAUAACAUCGAUUUUGUCUCUUUCUUAAUACGAGAAUACAACUUACAAAUAGAUUUAAGAGAAUGUUGUGAAUACAACAAUCUUCACGCAUUUUUAAUUUAUCUUGAUCAAACGAAAGAUAUUAAUAAAUGUUUCCCUUAUGCAGCCAUGUUUAAUUCACAAUGUUUAAUGGAGCAUCUACUUUCUCAUGGUGCGAAGAUCAAUUCCAAAACAGAAGAAAGAGAUAGUGCUCUCCAUCUUUCAGUAAAAAGCAAUCAUUCACAAAUGGUCGAAUUCUUAUUAUCUCAUGGGAUCAAUGUUAAUAAAGAAAAUAUAAAUGGAGACACAUCACUUCAUUUAGCCUCAAAAUGUAAAAACAUUCAAACUGUCAAAACAUUGAUAGCUCAUGGUUCCAAAAUAAAUUCUAAAAAUAAAAACAAAGAAACACCAUUACAUUUAGCGACCUUGAAUAACAACAUUGAAAUUGUGAAUUUUCUUAUUGAUAAUGGCGCAAAUGUCAAUUUAAUGACAAAUGAAAGCCAAACUGUCCUCCAUAAUGCUGCGAUGAAUAAUAAUAUCGAAUUUGUAGAAAAUUUCAUAGAACUCGGUGCCAAUGUAAAUGCACAAAAUGAUCAGAAAGUUACUGCUCUGCAUUAUGCAGCAAUCAAUAAUAAUGUAACAAUUGCAGAACUUCUAAUUAUGCAUGGUGCGGAUAUCAAUUUAUAUGAUAAAAAUCACGAAUCAGCACUUCAUUAUGCAGUUUUUAACAAUAGCAAAGAAGUGGUAGAACUUCUUUUCUCAUAUAAUUUAGACAUUCAGAAUAAAAGCGAAACAAAUUCAUACAUUCAGCAGGAAAUAGAUAUUAAUUCUAGAAAUUUAAACUAUGGUUGUUGUCCUCUUCAUCUAGCCGCAUGGAUGAAUAAUAAGGAGAUUGCCGAAAUACUAUUAUCUCAAGGUGCAAAUAUAAAUGCAAGGACUAUAGAUGGCAAAAUACCUCUUCAUUUUGCAGCAUUACAUCAAUUUAAUGACACUGCCGAAUUUCUGAUAAUGCAUGGUGCAGAUAUCAAUGCAAAAGAUAAAAGUGGACGAACACCGCUUCAUUAUGCGAUAUUAUUACAAAAUUUUGAAACAGCGAAGCUUUUAAUAUCACCUGGAGCAGAUAUAAAUAUAUCAGAUAAUGAUAAAGUUACACCACAUUAUAUUGCAUUUGUAAAUAAUUAUACAGAAUUUGUUAAAUAUCUAGAUGAACAUGGAGUAAACUUAAAUUGCAAAAGUCUGUGUGGAAGAACUGCAAUUCAUCGUGCAACUAUAAACAACAACAAUGAAUUUAUAAAUAUCAUUAUCUCAAAUGGAGGUGAUAUAAAUGCUUAUGAUGAAAGUGGAAAAACUGCUUUAAUAUAUGCAUGCAUAUAUGAUAAUAUCGAGAUUGCAAAGUUCCUAAUCUUAUCUGGGGCUACAAUUAAUAACUCCGAUGAUGAGAAAAAAACUGCCCUUUAUUAUGCAAUUAUUAAUAAGAAUAUACAAAUGAUUAAUCUUCUUCUCUCACAUAAUGCAAAUUUCAAUAUACCACUUUAUCUAGGAAAAACAUAUCUUCAACUUGCUGUUGAACAAAAUAACCUUGAAAUUAUUGAACUUUUACUUUCAAAUGGAGUUAAUAUCAAUGAAAAAGAUGAAAAGGGAAGGACAGCACUUUUUUAUGCAGCAACUCUAGGAAAUGAUUCGGUAAUAGGAUAUCUUUACUCACAUGGAGCUUUUAUUAACGAGCAAGAUUUAACAUCCUCUACAGCUCUUCAUGCUGCUGCAAGUAAUGAUUCAGUAACUCCAGCAAGAUUUUUGAUAUUAAAUGGAAUUGAAAUCAAUGCUCAAAAUUUUGAUGGCAAUACUGCACUUCAUAUUUCUUCAAAUAAAAAUUUUACCGCAAUGGCUGAACUUCUUCUUUUAAAUGGUGUAAAUGUAAAUUUGAGAAAUAAUGAAGGAUGCUCAGCACUACAUUAUGCAGUGUUAAAUAACUCUCAAGAGAUGGUUCAGCUGCUUCUUUCACAUGGUGCAGACAUCAAUUUAAGAGAUAAUCUAGAAAGAACCCCUCUCCAUUAUAUUUCUUUCCGAGAUAAGAAUGUAUCACAAAUGAUUACACUACUUCUCUCACAUAGUGCAGAUAUUAAUGCAAGAGAUGAUCAAGGAAAAGCCAUUAUUCAUUAUGCUGCUCAGUUAGGUUAUUUAGAUGUGGUUGAAUGUCUCAUUUCACAGGGUGCAGAUGUCAAUAUUGUAGAUUAUGAAGGAAAAACAUCUCUUCAUAUUUUAGCUAAUUAUAAUGCUAAAAAUUGCUGUAAAUUCCUUAUUUCUCAUAGAGCUGAUAUCAAAGCUAAAACUUAUGAUGGAAAAACAGCUCUUCAUUUUGCAGUUGGAAAAUUCUAUUAUGACGAUUCAACAGAAAAACUGCUGAUUUUUCAAGGUGCAGAUAUCAAUGAAAAAGAUUUUCAUGGAAUAACACCUAGAUAUUUAACACGACAUAGAAGGUCCGAUUGUUUUUGUAAUGUAUUAAUGUGGAGUUUAUGUAUUCUAAUAAUUGUAGGAUUUAUUGCUUUUAUUUUCUGGUUAUGUUAUAAGAAAUGA
Molecule: messenger RNA, 3303 nt
Organism: Trichomonas vaginalis G3
Lineage: Eukaryota; Parabasalia; Trichomonadida; Trichomonadidae
Product: cyclin-dependent kinase inhibitor 2C-related family
Exons: 1
Coding region: 1-3303 (1100 amino acids)
Molecular function (GO): protein binding
Source: RefSeq, a predicted model, not a curated record